Durusdinium trenchii is the source of this 837-nucleotide messenger RNA. The record is from the annotation of a GenBank genome assembly. Lineage: Eukaryota; Dinophyceae; Suessiales; Symbiodiniaceae.
AUGGUACUUCGAUGGCUCUUGUUGGUUGGCCUGGGGGUUGCAGAAGACGAGGAGGUGGCAUCCGGCCAAAACUGCCACUUGCUGCAAACAGGACUUGGUUUCCGCAAACAUCUUCCUCUUGAGCACGGCACAAGCAUCGUCGCCGACAAGGAGAAAGGUAUUUGCCGAAGCCAUUUGUCAGAGCAGGAUUGGUUCACUCCAAUCGGGCAACUUACAGAGGCGUAUGGUGAGGAUGGCUGGUGCAUUUUUGGUGCCUUGGGUGGUUGGACUGCCGAGUGUGCAGUUAGCCGACGAUCGCACAAUAUAAGCAAUUUCCUGGCUCAGCCGGAGACAGGAUACAUGACUUAUGUCAGUGAACCACAAGCAACACCAUAUACCCUGAAGUUGUUCGAUGAUCGGUCGCUCACAAUCCGCGAUCACUUUUAUCCCUUGGAUGAUUUGUACUGCUUCGUGAAUGGCUGGUACUCCUUGGACCGGGCAGCAACUGUGCAGAAUUUCACCUAUUUGGAAGAAGUCUCGGAAGAGUCAUGCAAGCACUUGGCGAAGAUUGUUCCUGGGUAUCAGAACAUCACCCUCAAUGACUUCGACAAGGAGUCGCGGUCCGAUGAGGCACUCCUGGAAGCUCUUGCUAGAGAGGGUGGUGGCUUUGUCUCAGAAGAAGUCGUGAACGGAAUGCGCCUUCACGCUGCGACCAAGUGCCUGCUCAGAGGAGGAGAUCGCGGGGCCGUUUGUGACCUUGCCAGUUGCGCAGAGCGUGGCUGCCUUGGCCCAAAUAACGAAGUCCUCUACACAGCCCGGGGUGAAUGUGAAUCGGUUUGGAAAGACCGACCUCAAUGA